Messenger RNA from Emericellopsis atlantica, 1176 nucleotides. RefSeq lists its product as uncharacterized. Lineage: Eukaryota; Fungi; Ascomycota; Sordariomycetes; Hypocreales; Bionectriaceae. Bases 1 to 1176 code for a protein of 391 amino acids. The record is from RefSeq and is a predicted model, not a curated record. The transcript is spliced from 2 exons.
AUGUACCAAAGAACGGCCAAAGCCGCUCUGCGUGGGCUCAACGGUCCUGUCUCGUCGGUAGGCAACUCGUGCAUCAAGCAAUUCAGCACAACAUCGAGGCAAAACCUCAGGGCUCUGCCUACACAGACCGAGAACGCCAAGCUCAACGAGAUUCUGAAUGUCAUCCAGGACAAGAUUAUUCUUCCCGCCUAUCUUCCCCAGAAACAGCGACGUAUCGUCUUCAACCCGAAGAAAAAGGGGUACCUCUCCCAGAACCCCAUCGACAUCGAAGUCGAAGGCCAUGAGCACCGCUUCCAGACUCUCAACUGCCACAAAGAUAUACCCGAUGCUCGGAAGAAGCUGUAUGAUGCGAUCGACACGAUGGAGUCCAAGGAGGACUGGGCCAACGUUGGGACGAUUCUGUGGGGAUACCGAAAAGCUGGUGUGAGGCUGAACCAGAGGGCAUACGACAAAAUCAUUCGCUUGGCUUGCGAUUCUGGCAAUGUUGGUAUGGUCAUUGGGUGCCUCAAACAGGCGCAUCUGACGGGCAUGUGGAUCACCGAGCGCGAGCAAGUCAUCCGCAUCGUCAACGCCAUCAACGCCAGGUGGGACGGGUCGCUGGAGCAGGCCAAGCAGUCCAGCAGCUGGGUCCGCACGCUCGUGGACAUUAUCCAAAGGCCAGAAAAUGCCGAACAAGUCAGCAAGGCCAUCGAGAAGCGCCAACUGGCCGAUUCAGGGUUGGGCAUGAGCCCCCAUUUCUCAGUCCUUGGCCGCACCGCCAUGCUCCAGACCCGGGCGGUGACGAUCCAGGCCAAGACCCAGGCGGAGGAAUCCGUGGAAGACGACCUGGUUGCCCUCAAGGACGAUCUUGCUACCGUGCAGACGCUUUGGGCACCUCAGUUGAAGGAGGGCAAGGCGCUGGCUGAGAACGCCGAGUUGGCACAGGCGAGGCCUCAGAGACAAGCAUCCUUCUCACUGAACGGGUCAGAGUAUGUCAAGUCUCUGGCUUGGUCGAUAAGGGGCAUCCGGACAUCUCAACAGGUCGCCGAAGAGGCGGCGGCGCCGUUGCUGCCAUUGGUGGACAGCCUGGAGCAAUAUGCUAGGGAGUUCAUCGAGAGCGAGGCGGGCAACGAGGCUCGCGCGGAGCAAUGGACAAAGUGCUUUGAGGAGGCGUUGGAUCUGAAGUCAUCCUCAUGA